Fusarium coffeatum is the source of this 2619-nucleotide messenger RNA. RefSeq lists its product as uncharacterized. The coding region runs from base 1 to 2619 and encodes 872 amino acids. Gene Ontology annotation, molecular function: ATP binding; protein serine/threonine kinase activity. Gene Ontology annotation, biological process: peptidyl-serine phosphorylation; intracellular signal transduction. The transcript is spliced from 4 exons. The record is from RefSeq and is a predicted model, not a curated record. Lineage: Eukaryota; Fungi; Ascomycota; Sordariomycetes; Hypocreales; Nectriaceae.
AUGAAUGGGGACCUGAGCCUUUCUCAGGCCCUAGGCGGAUUGCGCAUCGCCAACCCUGACGACGCCGCUGAGGCUGUUAAUGCUUCUUCAACCUCUUCUCCUGGACCCGACCCUACUACUCACAAUACAUCCCUUUCCGCUUCCACAUCAACAUCCGCCCUCCACUCUACGUCUCAAGCAACAGCCACAUCCAUAACGCCCUCACCCUACGAUGCUAUUCGUCUCGACCCGAUAGAUGCCGGAGUCGACUCUUCGCUAACCGAUCCUCGACUCACCCCGUCUGCCCAGUCGUCCGACUUUAUUUCAGAACCAAGCCCCUCCGCCGGACCUUCACAGUCAUUACCACAAGCCGAACCAUCGAGGACGUCCAUUUACGGAAUGCCCAACGUGCCCGAACCUGGCUCCAGCACCUCAUAUCCCGUUAGGGAGUCCAGCCGCCGAGACCCUCAACGCUUUAACAAACCGACUCGACCAAUAUCAGGCUUGAAUCCCGGCGGCAGUCCGUUACCACCUCGAGGGAGCUCAAGAGGCAUGGGAGUUGGCUAUGCAACUGGGCCUGGCGGACCGCAACCGAACCAACCAUACACCGGUGAUGCGCCAGUUCCCACCACCAGAGAAGACUGGCAGGAGCGCGGAGCCGCCGUAGGAGUCCGUCGGGAGGUUGACGCAAAUGGACGAACUGUUGUUCGACAGGUCAAGAAGGGCGUCCGCGAUUUUUCCUUCGGACGCACUCUUGGAGAAGGCUCCUACAGCACUGUAUACAUGGCAACUGAUCGACAGACUCUCAAAGAGUAUGCCGUCAAGGUACUCGAAAAAAGACACAUCAUCAAGGAGAAGAAGAUCAAGUAUGUCAACAUCGAGAAAAAUACUCUUAAUCGACUCACUGAGCAUCCUGGUAUUGUCCGGUUAUACUACACAUUUCAAGACGAGACUUCUCUAUACUAUGUCCUCGAUCUAUGUAAUGGCGGGGAACUUCUUGGUGUUUUGAAGAAGACAGGUACUUUCGACCUUGAGUGCACUAGGUUCUACGGGGCACAAAUCCUCGAUGCUAUUGAUUAUAUGCAUUCCCGAGGCGUUAUUCACCGAGACCUAAAACCCGAAAAUGUGUUGCUGGACGAUCAAAUGCAUAUCAAGAUCACAGAUUUUGGGACUGCUAAAUUACUGAAGGACCCUCGGGAAGAUGGGUCAACAGCAUCAGCCAGUGGCGCCCCUGACCCAGGACACGACGAAGACAACCGUGCAGCAUCAUUCGUUGGCACUGCUGAAUAUGUGAGCCCUGAGCUCCUUACACAUAAGAACGCCUCUGGCCGACCACCUUUCAAGGGUGGCAGUGAGUAUCUUACCUUUCAAAAGAUCGUCAACCUCGAGUACGAGUUUCCUCCCGGAUUCCCGCCGGCCGCUCGAGACCUCGUGGAGCGUUGCCUAGUUCUUGAACCUGCCAGGCGACUGACUGUAGAGCAUAUCAAGAACCACGAGUUCUUUGACGGACAACCCUUUGGAAAAGGACUCUGGAGAACCAAAGCCCCUCGUUUACGCCCUUACGUAGCGCCUCCGCAAGAGCCGCAGGUCAUCCAGCUCAACGGCUUUUCCAACCCUACAAACCCGACCAACAACUCGAGAGCACCCCCUGGGCCCCAGACUACCCCUUCCAAUGGGAGCAGUCGGCCUUCUCGAAUAAUCACCGAGCUUCCUCCCCCGACACAGCUUGAUAUCGAAUGGUCGCCGGUAUUAACCAAGAACAACGAGCGCAUUCUCAAGCUGGGUGAUCUUAUGGUGGUCUCGACGCCUCUACCUUCUAGCCCUCAUGGAAAAGAACCAGGAGAAGGACAUAAGAAGUUGUCUCGUUUCUUUAUCGGAAGCACAACAAAGAAGCGUCAGCGCUUAGUCAUGAUUACCUCGAGUGGUCGAAUUGUGCUUGCUCCAGCUGGUGGCGAGGAGAAAAGAGCAAAACAAGAGUUGUCUUUAUUAGGUUCAGACUGCUCUUGGAAAACCCAGGUCGACGCGAAAGGGCAAACAGUGUGGUGUGUUAAUACAGGAGGCCAUCAUUAUACAUUCGAGGAAGCCAAAUCCUCCUCAAACCCACCGGAAGGCGGUUCUGCCGCCGCCGAUUGGAUCGAGUGUUUGGAGCGUGCCAGAGACAUGGCCCUCUCCCAAAGCAUGGCCACUUCUUAUGGAGGCGAUAGCGGAUUUGCUGACAUGUCGUCUCAAGUAUCGAGUCCCUCUAGUACAAUAGGGGGACCGGGCAACUAUUCGGAAGGGUUUGGUAUAAACGACCGACAGGGAAGGAACCAUUUGACAAAAGACAAUCAAGAAAUGGUCUGGGAUCUGCAUUCUGAGGAGUCGCUGACAGCCAAACUGUACGGACAAACCUGGAGUGAUUAUCCUGUGGACUAUUCCGUCGACUCUGUCCGACAUUUGGCCCUCAUCGAUCACGACCAGUACCUUCAUGGCAUUGAGAGCACGGUGUCUUCAUUGAGGAGUUUUAUUCAUCUGAGCGGACUGGCCAUUGCAUUGUUUUGGGGUGCAUCUUGUUUUGAGAGUCGAGGAAGUGGGAGGUGGCGAAAGGCACAGCUGCAGUGCGGUUGCCAGUUGAUGGAUCGCAUGGAUCAAAACUUCUAG